Molecule: messenger RNA, 1281 nt
Organism: Anthostomella pinea
Lineage: Eukaryota; Fungi; Ascomycota; Sordariomycetes; Xylariales; Xylariaceae
Source: the annotation of a GenBank genome assembly
AUGGAAAUCCCUACCCACAUGACCGGUAUCCUAGGAUCACUGGGCACGGAUUCUCUCAAGCAGAUUGGCAGCCAAGUAUUCACAAUCCGUGCCAUAUUCAUCGGCCUUGCUGUUCUGUUGCUUGUACUGGUGCGGCGUCGCUACUCGUCGAUCUAUCGGAUACCUGGGCCUUUCGGAGCCUCCCUCUCGCGCUUAUGGCACGUUCGCCAGAUCAUCAGGGUUGACCAGAAUCUGAGGCUCGUAGAGCAGCACGAUAAACACGAAGUGAGCGUCAGUCAUCCGGAUGGCAUCAAGAAACUCCUGUUGGCGCCAGUACCAAAGGGCGACUGGUACAAGGUCUUCUGUUUCCCCGACUAUCGCUACAUAGCUCCUAUCGCGGGCACGUACGCCGAGAGUCAUGAAGGAAUGGAGCUGGACAAGUUUUUCACCUACGUUGCUUUCGACAUCACGGGCGAGAUGCUGUUCUCGAAGCCCUUUGGGUUCCUGGAUAAGGGCGAAGACGUCUGUGGUGCCAUCGCCAUGAACGUCGGUCUUGAAGUCUAUCUUGCCAUCUUCGGCUUCUACCGUUGGGUCCACUGGCUUGUCGCCAACCCGCUCGUAACCUGGACCCAACUCGUGCCCAUGGGCCACCUGUUCCACACGGCGAACAGCGCCCUGAGCGAGCGGCAGAAGAACCCUGACGCUCGGUUUGAUGUAGCUGCCCAUUGGUUCAGAGGCCUGGCCAGAGCAGAAAAGGAGAACUCGCCGCAUUUCAACCUCCGGGCCCUUCAGGCCGCCGCCAGCUCCAAUGUCGGCGCCGGCUCGGACACGGUGUCUUGCGGCCUGCAGAGUUUCGUGUACCACAUGAUACGUCACCCAGGGGAGUGGCAGAGGGUCCGGGACGAGAUCGAUGCGGCUCAUAAGCUGGGACGUUGUGGCCAGCGCGUCGUGCUUUACGAGGAUGCGUCACAGCUGCCGUACUUGCAAGCUUGCAUCAAGGAAGCACUAAGGAUCUUCUGCCCUGUUCCCAUGGGACUUCCACGACUGGCACCAAAGGGAGGCAUCACGAUUGGCGACCAGUUCUUCUCUGAAGGUGUCACUCUGACCAUCAGCCCCUUCUGGGGCAUGGGAUAUGCUUCCUGCCCUGGUCAACAUAUAGCUCGUGUUCAGCUUACCAAGAUCACCGCGACGGUUGUGCGGGACUACGAUAUCAGGCAGGUGGAUCCGAAACAGGAGUGGACGUGGUCUGCUUAUUUCACCGUCGUCCCGCACGACUGGCCUGUCUACAUCAGUAAGCGUUGA